Paramecium tetraurelia is the source of this 192-nucleotide messenger RNA. RefSeq lists its product as uncharacterized. The transcript has a single exon. The record is from RefSeq and is a predicted model, not a curated record. NCBI's taxonomy places the organism in Eukaryota, Ciliophora, Oligohymenophorea, Peniculida, Parameciidae.
AUGGGAGUAUUAUUGAUACUAAAUAUUAGAUUCCUCUCUAAUGAAUGGGUUAUUGAGACUGUUUAUGAAUAUUAUAGAAAAGAUGAUACUCAAGGUGCUUGCUAAAGACUGAUUCAAGCCGCAAGAGAAGCAUGGUAAAGAGAAGAUGAAGUCAUAGAUGACAUUACAGUAGUAAUUGCAUUUAUUAAAUGA